Molecule: messenger RNA, 1280 nt
Organism: Gadus macrocephalus (Pacific cod)
Lineage: Eukaryota; Metazoa; Chordata; Actinopteri; Gadiformes; Gadidae
Product: complement C1q-like protein 2
Exons: 1
Coding region: 248-985 (245 amino acids)
Molecular function (GO): protein binding
Source: RefSeq, a predicted model, not a curated record
UACGCAACAGCGAGAAGCGGGGAUAAAUACGAGCUGCACUCGGGCCGGGAGACGAGAGCAAAGCAAGGAACUGGGAGAGCACACUGGAACCAGUCCGCUGAAGACCACACCGAGACCCAGACGAAGACCAGACCACGACCCACCUGAAGACUAAACUAAAAACGCAUCCACCUCAAGACCUCAGACCAAGGAGCCCGUGACCACAGCGACCCGAGGAGAAGACCCAACGGACGUCCGGCAGAGAACCAUGGAGCGCGCCUUCCUCCUCCUGGCGGUCGUCGUCGCCGGCAGCCUGUGCCAUGAAAACAACACGUCCUGGGGCCGCGGCGCCAGCCUGGCCGUCUGCCAGCCCGACAGCUGCGCCCUGAUCAGCGAGCUGUCCGCCCUGCGCGAGCGGAUGGACAGCGUGGUCCGCGUGCAGCACGACCUGCUGGACACCGUGCGCACGCUGGUAAAGGAGGCGGCCACCAGCCAGGCCCAGCAGGGGGUCAGCAGCCGCGAGACGCUGGAGCUCCGCAAGCUGAACCAGGAGCAGGGCCAGGAGCUCAAGACCAUGCGGGCCAGCAUGCCGUCGGCGGCGCCCCGCGUGGCCUUCUCGGCGGCGCUGGGCGACUCGGUCGGCCCCUUCGACCACGACACCACGCUCAAGUACCAGCGCAUCCUCUCCAACAUGGGCAGCGGCUACAACCCGGCCACGGGCUCCUUCACCGCCACGGUGCGCGGCGUGUACUACUUCAGCUACACCAUGUACAACAACAACUCGGGCCAGCCCAGCUCGGUGGUGUCCAUGAUGAUGAACAGCCAGAGGAUGGUGUCCACCUGGGACACCGAGGGCGACGACAGCCACGACAGCGCCACCAACGCCGCCGUGGUGCAGCUGGAGGCCGGCGACAGCGUCUACAUCCUGCUGUACGCCAACCGCAUGCUCUACGACGACGGCUACUACUACAACACCUUCAGCGGCUUCUUGCUCUUCCCCAUGUGAGGCCCCGGCGGCCGUCUGGUGAGGUUUGAGGGAUGAGGCCAGUGGGAUUGGCAGGACUUGAUGGUGAUUGGUUGAAAGCAGGGGUUGGCUGGAUUCGAUUGUUGUUUUGACAGAAAUAUAUAUUUUUAUAGAUUUGCAAAUGAUUAUUUUCCUGCCUCUUCCUGAUCCUUUAAUACAAAUAAAAUAAUAUCUAAUAUAUGACAUUACCACUGUGUGAUGGUGUGAAUUCUUUACAGAGAGAGAGAGAGAGAGAGAGAGAGUGAGAGAGUGAGAGAGAGAGCGAGAGACACACACA